This is a messenger RNA of Botrytis sinoallii, 669 nucleotides long. RefSeq lists its product as uncharacterized. NCBI's taxonomy places the organism in Eukaryota, Fungi, Ascomycota, Leotiomycetes, Helotiales, Sclerotiniaceae. The transcript has 5 exons. The record is from RefSeq and is a predicted model, not a curated record. The coding region runs from base 1 to 669 and encodes 222 amino acids.
AUGCCUUCCAAUGUUUACAACAAUCGAGAAUCCUGUCCGACGAAGGACUAUGAUACAAUGACCCAAAGCGAAGCUAUCGAUGCGAUCAAAACACGAACAAAGUCCCUCGAGCGUCUUAUGGUACACAAGAACCCGUCUCUCAGGCAGAAAGCCGAAGAAUUGGCAUUGAAGACGAAAAUGAUGAACCUCAAAAGGUCAAAUCCCGCUCUAAAAAUUGUCCAAAAUCAAGAAAUACUCAACUUGAGCUGGAACUGGUUAAAGAUUCUCCACGAGCAUCGUCAGGAGUUUCAGGUGGAUAUCAAGACUGUUGAGGAAUACUUAUUUCUCUUAAGAAAACUGCAGCCUGCGAACGACAAAGACUGGGCACGAAAGAUUAGCAUCGCCUCAGAGAUAAUGACUGAAUCUACUGUCAUGCGCAGCAAUAUCGAGGCCCGCAUCCAAGAGGUAGAAAAUUUCCUAUCCGAGAUGGCAAGUGAGAAAGUAAGCUUAAAGAGAAGAAAAGAAAUGGUGCUAGAUCUCGGAAUACGCCAUGGAAUCUAUGGGACCACACUUACUCUCCGCGACCAUGAUAAAUUUCCCCAGGAUAGAUACAGGAAACUGAUUGACGUAGACUCAUUAGAGAAGCAAGUUCGUGGGGCCGAGGUGGUUUUCAAGAAGUUAGGACUGUAG